Messenger RNA from Medicago truncatula (barrel medic), 2301 nucleotides. RefSeq lists its product as uncharacterized. NCBI's taxonomy places the organism in Eukaryota, Viridiplantae, Streptophyta, Magnoliopsida, Fabales, Fabaceae. The coding region runs from base 161 to 2026 and encodes 621 amino acids. The record is from RefSeq and is a predicted model, not a curated record. The transcript is spliced from 4 exons.
AAAUAAAAAAAAUAAAAUUAAAAAACAAUAACAAACUCUUCAACCCACAAUUCACUCUCUCUUUCUUUCCCCUUUCAAUUCUUGUCGUUGGUUUCUUAACCGACGAAACCACCUUCAUCAUCACCAACCACCAAACAUCCUCUGAAUGCAUUAAUCGACAAUGGAAGAUUCCGAGAAAUUAACGGCUUUGAAGAAGGCUUAUGCUGAUAUUAUACUCAACACUGCUAAGGAAGCUGCGGCGCGAAUUUUGGUUUCCGAGAGAAAAUCAACUCAUUUUCAACAAGAGCUUGCUUCUACUAAAGAUGAAGCACUUCACAUGCUUCUUAGACUCAAACAAAUGAUGGAUUCUAAGGUCAAAGAAGCAGAGCUGACAUCGUUGAGUCAGCAAAAGAAGAUUGAUGAGCUCGAAGCUCAGCUUCAGGAAGCUGAGGAAAUAGUUAGAGACCUUAGGGCCGAGUUGAGAGAAACACAGGCUGAGCUGGAGAAUGUUACGAAACACCAAACAAAUCCCCCAGUCGAACAAAACAUGAAGGAUGAAGUUGCAGCUAAUGGAAAUUUUAUGCAGGAGAACAGACUUGAUCCUUCUGAUGGAACUGUGCAUUCGGCACCUGUUUUACAGUUUGAACCAGUAUCGGUUCCUGUUUCUAGGUACCCUACUGUAAAUGGAACAGAUAAUGGAAGUAAGUUCUGUGGGUCUCAUGAUCAUGCAAACAGUUGCUACAUUCAUAAUCCAGAUUUUGCAUCCAUAGUCAUAAGGAGGAAAGAGCCCGAGCUCUAUAGAAAUGGAUGUACUCAGAGAAUACGAGCGCUUGAAAGGAGCCUUUUUGAUGGAAAUGUGUCUGUUUCAGGACAUUUAGACAAUGCGCGGGAUGAAUCUUUAGUAGGAGCACAUGAAGAAGGCAAGGAAGCAACUGUUACAACUAAUGGCAAGGCUGAUAUUAUUUGUGAAAUGGAAAAACCAGACGAACUUAAAACGAUGAAAGCAAAUGCUGACCUUGUCAAAGAUCUAGUUCGUAAAAAAAACGUAAGAUUUAAGAGUAGGAAGACUCAUCGAUCUAGAUUGCAUUCUGGUUGGGUUAAGGAAACAAAUAAAGAAUCAUAUCUAUCUGUAGCCAAAGAUUCUUUUCAUGUAUCGGAUAACAAUGACCCUUCCAAGGUUAAUGCUUCUAUGACACAUGAAAAUGAGACUCUGAAGGAUCAAACGUCUCCAUUGGCUGAAGCUCCCACUGGCGCAACUGCAACAGUUGAGCAACCAAAUAAACUUAAAGUAGUAAAAGCAGGUGCUGACCUUAUAAAAAAUCUAGUUCAUAGAAGACGCAGAAGAUUUAGGAUGAGGAAUACUCAUCGAUCUAGAUUGCAUUCUGGUCGGGUUAAGGAAAGAAAUAAAAAAUCAUACCUGUCUUGUGCAAAAUAUUCUCAUCAUCUAUUGGGUAACAAUGACCGUUCUAUGGUGAAUUCUUCUAUGGCCCAUGAAAAUGAAGCUCAGAAGGAUCUAAUAUCUCCUUUUGUCAAAGCACCAGCUGGUGCAACUACAGCAGUCAAGCAAUUAGGAUCUCAUACCGAUACUGAAAAAGGGGAAUUAUUUCUUAAAGGCUGCAGUUCUAGGAACAAGAUUGAAGAUCAUAAGGAACCAUUGGAUAAAUCAGAUUUGACAAGACAAGAAGGUUUGUCCACUGUAAGUAUGGAGGUUUCAGGUUGUAAAGAUGUUAAGGCAGCUGAUGGGUCACCAGAUAAAAUGGAACCUAAAGUAUCCGAUUUAGAUGAGAAAGUUUCUAGUCGAUUCGAAAAUGAUAAGCUUAUCAAGUACACAUUCCAGAGAAAGCGUAAGAAGGGGUCUGUAAGCAGUGGUGGUGUAGGCUGCUCUCCAGAAAAUAGCAAUUCAAAGAAAAUUUGUGGAGAGAAGGAAAAUGGUGACGUGGAGCCUCAGACGUCUUGUACAAUGGCUGAAUCAUCUCGGGAAAGCCGAAGACUAGCACAAGUUGCUCGCCAGCUCAUUUCUUUGUCUGAGAAGAAAUGGUGGCAGUAGAUUCGUCGUUGAUUGCUUGCUGUGAUGAGUAAUGCGCUAUUGUUUCCGGAGGUGGCGUUUGCUUGACGAUGAUAGAGUCGUGGAGCAUGUUAAUAACUCAUUAUUACUAUAUACCUACUCCUUUUUCAUCCUUAGAUAGCAAUUGCUAACAAUAUAUCUGUAGAACAUAAAUUAUAUGUGCUGUUGAUGGCCUUUUCUUGGGGUCAUGUUUCCAAUGCAAAUUUUGCUGAUUAUAAGUUAUAUUCCCACCAAUGAUUUUGGGUGUGUUGCUAUCA